AUGUCAUCAAAAAGAUUAGCUGAUGUUUACGGUAUUUACAAUGCUUGUACAAAUGUAACAUCAAACAUCUUGAAAAUUCAACGAAAGAAUGCAGAAAUUUUUAUAAAGACAUCAAAUUGGAAAUGGUCAAUAAAUCAUCUGCAAAAACCGCCAAAUUAUAAUAAAUCAGAUGAUGAAAAAAUAUUUGAAAUAGAAGAAAAAGAAAAGAAAAUUGAUGUUAAUGUUGUUGAUAAUAGUUUAGAUAUUGAUAAUAAUAAUCCAUCAGAUCAGAUACAUAAAAAUGUUCUUAAAGAAUCAAAAAUCCCAACAACAAGAAUCGGUAGAUUAUUUCAUUAUGGUGGUUUGGCUGUAGGGAUAGGAAUUGGCGCAGCAGGUGAAACCUUAAGAAGAGUGACAGGAAAUUCAAAAUCUCAAGAUGGUUCUGUGUUAAUAAAUGAGGCAAAUAUUAAUCGUCUGGUUAAUAGAUUAUCCAGAAUGAGAGGUGCAGCUUUGAAGUUAGGACAAAUGUUGAGUAUUCAAGAUAAUGAUGUGUUACCGGAACAAUUGGAAAACUUACUUUUACGACUUCAAAAUAGUGCUAAUUACAUGCCUAAUUGGCAAAUGGAGAAAGUGAUGGCGAAAGAAUUGGGUAAACAUUGGCGCCAAUAUUUUAUGAAAUUUAAUCAAAUACCAAUUGCAGCAGCAUCAAUUGGACAAGUACACGGUGCAGAAUUGAUAGAUUCCAAGAUUCCGGUGGCCAUAAAGGUUCAAUACCCAGGUGUCGUUGAAUCAAUUGAUUCAGAUUUAAAAAAUCUAAGAACUUUAGUCAUAUUAAGUAAUUUAUUACCCAAAGGACUUUACCUUGAGAAUACAAUUAAAGUGGCUAGAAGAGAAUUGGCGUGGGAAACUGAUUAUGUGAGAGAAGCUGAAUGUAUGGAGAAGUUUGAUGAGUUAUUGAAAGAUGAUAAAGAUUUUGUUGUACCAAAAGUUUAUAAAAAUUUAUCAGGAAAUAUGGUAUUAACGUCUGAACGAAUGAUGGGCGAACCAUUGGCAUAUGCUAAUAAUUAUAGUCAAGAAUUGAAAGAUCAAAUUGGGGAAAGUUUUUUAAGAUUAUGUUUACGUGAAUUAUUUGAAUUUAGAUUCAUGCAAACUGAUCCAAAUUGGACAAAUUUUUUUUAUAACAAAAAAACAAGAAAGAUUGAAUUGAUUGAUUUUGGUGCAAGUAGAAGUUUUGAUCAAAAAUUCACUGAUUUAUAUUUGCAGAUUUUAAAAGCUGCAAUCAAAGGAAACAAAGAAGGCUGUAUACAUUAUUCUGAACAAUUGGGAUUUCUAACCGGAUAUGAGACUGAGGCAAUGAAAGAUGCACAUGUUGAAUCAAUAUUAACAUUAGGAGAACCAUUUACAAAAUCAUUAUAUGAUUUCUCAAAACAAACUAUUACUCACAGAGUCAGGGAUCUGAUACCAACAAUGUUAAGAUAUAGAUUAACACCACCACCUGAUGAAACUUAUAGCCUACAUAGAAAAUUAUCCGGCGCUUUUCUAUUAUGUGCUAAAUUAAACUCAAAAGUAAGAUGUAGAAAUAUUUUUGAAGAAAUUGUUGGGGAAAUUUAA
Messenger RNA from Entrophospora sp. SA101, 1590 nucleotides. The record is from the annotation of a GenBank genome assembly. Lineage: Eukaryota; Fungi; Glomeromycota; Glomeromycetes; Entrophosporales; Entrophosporaceae.